Messenger RNA from Pyricularia oryzae 70-15, 228 nucleotides. RefSeq lists its product as uncharacterized. The record is from RefSeq and is a predicted model, not a curated record. The transcript has 2 exons. Lineage: Eukaryota; Fungi; Ascomycota; Sordariomycetes; Magnaporthales; Pyriculariaceae. Bases 1 to 228 code for a protein of 75 amino acids.
AUGGCAGCGGGGGAGGCUGAAAAGGGCUCAGCCCGGUUGACAGGUGGUCGCACUCGGGCGCGAACAUGGGGCGCAAACUCUGAUUCGAGGAAAAAGGGACCAACUACCCGUGGGACGGGGACGAGAUCGGCCGCUGAUGUACAUUGCGAUCGCCGCUGCUUGUACUGGAGUGGCCAAGAUCAGCCAUUGUCGUGGGCUCUGAGACUGCCAGACUCGGAAAGUAACUAG